Messenger RNA from Acanthopagrus latus (yellowfin seabream), 3708 nucleotides. RefSeq names its product unc-13 homolog D (C. elegans) (gene unc13d). The record is from RefSeq and is a predicted model, not a curated record. Bases 33 to 3428 code for a protein of 1131 amino acids. The transcript has 34 exons. Lineage: Eukaryota; Metazoa; Chordata; Actinopteri; Spariformes; Sparidae.
UAGCUGCAGCCUCGGUGGCCUUUCACUCUACGAUGGCAACGGUUGUUGUGAUAAUGCUGCUGAGUUUGCGGUUGCACCUGCCCUUCCGCCAUACGUGGGAAACGCCCACAACGCGACGUCACGCACCUUUUAAAAAAACGGAGCAUGGCUUAACACGGCUCAGACAGUUGUCCCCCGGCCAUGUACGCAAACUGGGGUUAACAAGGAAACUGCGUGAAAGACGGGAUUUUAAGGAAGAUGAAAACCCUGAGGAGAAAGCUCGACGACACAAGGAGCUGGAGCUGAAGCCUCUGUAUAAGGAGCUGUUGUACACCAUCACUCACAAGAUGGGUAACCCGUCCUCAACUGAGGUCUUCACAAAUAAACAGCUUCAGCAGUAUAUAAAGGAGGCUUUCACUAUGACAGAGUCGGAGCACAACAGCCUGAUGGAGAGAGUACAGAGCACAGAGUCCCCAGUAUACUGCCUGAUGGCCACUGUAAAGGAAGCCAAAGGAAUCCUGGGAAAAGACGUCAGUGGCUUUAGUGACCCAUACUGUCUGUUGACCAUACUGGUGGAUGAGGAAGAGAGUCGAACACGCCAGUCCAGAGCCAAACCCUGUAAAUCUGUUGUAAAGGACGCUGUGUCAGAUGACAAAAUCUACCAAACAGACAUAAAGAAGCAGACUCUGAACCCAAUAUGGAACCAAACCUUUGUUCUGGAGUUUGAGGACAUUGUCGGCGCCAGCUUUCACCUUGAGAUGUGGGAUAAGGACGAAAUGGUUUCUCUCACCCAGAAGCUCGAGGAGAUCAAAACCAACUUUAAUAGUUUAAGAAGGAUGAUCAAGGAGGCCAAAAAGGAAAAAGGGACAGACGACUUUUUGGGAAAGGUUGUCCUAAAACUACAGGAUCUCCACUGUACUGAGGACAACUGGUACAAUCUGGAGCCCCGAACAGAGACAUAUCCUGAUCGCGGCCAGUGCCACCUGAACCUCAAGUUCAUCCAUAAAUCGAGAGACGGGACGCUGAGUGCCGGCCGCAGCGCUUACAUCAACUACUGUGGGAUUCUGCAGCAGUUUGUCCAGGCUUACAUCUCCAAGCAACAGAGUUCUGCUCCAUGGAAAGGGGCACUGUGUGGCGAGGCGCAGACUCUACUGGAGCUCUACGCUACGCAGAACGACCUCUCGCCUUUUCUCCAGGACCUGGCGAAGUGGGUGGCCUACAGUAAGCUGUACCAGAGCUUAGAGGUGGACUCGUCCGUGCUGUUCCAGCAGCUAACUAGUAUAGAGUACCACUGGCAUCAGCAGGCUCUGCCAUACCAACAGAAACAGGAACUUGGCGACUCUCUUCAUGGUUUCCUGCAGUACGGACUGUGUCUGGUGGCCAAAUACAGAGACAUAUUCCCCCCAACUCCCAGCGCGACUCCGAAACUACACACACUGCUCCGAAUCCUGGUCCAGAUCUGCAAGACUCAGGCAUUUCAGAAACUGAACCCAGCUCAGGUUGAGUUGCACGAUGAGGUCAACGAUGCCAUACAGACAGGCACGCAGGAGUGGUUUACCAUCAAAAAGGGCUUGCAUCAGCCAAUGACCAAGGAGCUGCCAGAGAUUGUUGGCGCCCUCUCCAGGUUGAUCGGGGAGGUGCAGGAAGACAUAAAACACAACAAGGAUGUCUGGAACAGGGUAUUUGUCAGUGCUGUGCAGGUGGAUGUAUUCACUGUCGUCUAUAAGAAGUUCGACUCCCUGCUCGCAAAGGAAGUUAGGGAAACAUUAUCUCUGAUUGAGGGCCAGAUGGAGCGGACUCUAGCCAACAGCCUGUUCCCUGUUUACCUGAGCUUACAGGCCAUCCACAAAGACAAGGCUUUCCUCCAGAAAAGGGGAUUACUUGAGCUGACAAACUUUCAAGAGGGCUUCAGAGAGGCUCUGCCUUACUGGCUGAACCAGGCAUUCAGCACAACUCAGGACAGGGUGGAGAGGGCUGUGCAGGUGGACCAGCUCCAGCCCCUGCAGUCUGGUGCUGUGCCCAUAAAACACAGUUCGUCAGCAGUGGACCUGGUGGCAUGUGUCCAGCCUAUCUGCCAGCUGUGGGAGCAGCUGUCCUGGCCUGACCCCGAGGAGGCCUUCAUGCUGAUGGUCAAACUCACCGAGGAUGUGUGUAAGAUUGUGGUGAACUACUGUCACAUCCUGAAGGAGAGGGUCCGAGUGCUGUCUGAGAACUCCGACCACGGCAGCGCCAUCAACAUGCUGUGUGUAGUGGUGAACGACUUGGAGCACUUGCGGUCAGUGCUCACCCGACUUCCAACGCAGCUGAACUGGACGGGGCUUCGCGACCGCACCCAAAAUGUGAUCGGGGAGAGCCAGUUCAACAACACCCUGCCCUUACAGCUCCAGCAAGCCCAGAGUGUGCUCGGCCGAGAGAUUCGCUCCGCUUUAGACACUCUUGGGAAAAAGUUGAACACAGACAUUGAGACUCAUGUCAGAAGCAUGUCGACCAGGCGGAGAAUUCCCUCCAAGUCCACGGAGGAUGCUGCGGCUCCUCUGAUGCGCUACCUGGAGCAAGAGCUGCAGUACAUGAACGAAAACCUGGUUCAAGAGAACUUCAACAGCCUCCUGACUCCAUUGUGGAAUAACUCUGUGAAGAUCCUCUACCAGGUGGCCACUCAGCAUCCACAGCAAGAAGGGCUCAUGGUGUUCUGCCAGAGACUGCUGUAUACACUGCAGUGCCUGGAGCAGUGCUUCCACGCCGAGGGGAACGGGCUCCCUCUGAGUGCACUCCACUCGGAGGAGUACAAGGCUCUGAAGGCUCACCUGACUCACAACUCUCUGAGCAGCCGGCAGCUUGUGGAGAAGUUUCUUGAAAGAAAAAUAUGGGAGCAGAAGGUGUACAGCGGAGAGAAGUACGGCGCAGUCACCCUCCUCACGUCUUACAGGAGAUCAGACCACAGACUCAGAGUUGAGGUGUUAAAUGCAGUCAAUCUCUUGCCAAUGGACUCUAAUGGUUUGAGCGAUCCGUUUGUGCAACUGUGCCUGGAGCCUUACCACAUUUUUCCUGAGGUAGAGCCUCGCUGCACUCAGAUCAAAAGCUGUGAUCUCAACCCUCUUUUUGAUGAAGCCUUUGAAUUUCUGGUGUCCCUGGAUCAGUGCCAGACUCAGGGGACAUGCCUGGUUGUGACGGUUCUGGACCAUGACACUUUGAGGACAGAUGAUUUUGAAGGUGAGGCCUUCUUGGCCCUCAAAGCCAUACCAGGAGUUGGAGGAAAGGAAGGGGAUGGACUCAGCACACAGCCAGACGCCAUCCCUGCUCAGAUCCGACUGCCUCUGAUGCAUCCCAAACCUAAUGAGGACAGCAUUCUGAAGUUACUGGAGUCCAGGAAAGGAGAGCGGGAGGCUCAGGCCUUUGUGAAGAAGCGCAGACAGAGAGAGAAGCAGUCCCAGGAGGGAACUCAUACGUAACAAACACACAGACAACAUCUUCCUCCAAAAAUAUAUGAUUUGUCUUUAAUGAUCUGUACCAAAAACAAAGAAGAAAUCCACUCAAGAGGGAAACACUGGUGUUGGAUGAGCUGUGUGUGGACAGUAUGCUGAGCAUGGGUUCAUCAAAGACCAUCACAGUGAUCAUGAACACUUUCACAUCUGGGUUAAAACCUCACACACCUUUAGAUAAUCAGUGCAAGAGAUAAGUAUGACAUCAUCAUCAACUAUAUUUUAUAUAUAUAUAUAUAUAUAUAUAUAU